Messenger RNA from Aspergillus caelatus, 2121 nucleotides. Its product is annotated as amino acid/polyamine transporter I. The record is from RefSeq and is a predicted model, not a curated record. Lineage: Eukaryota; Fungi; Ascomycota; Eurotiomycetes; Eurotiales; Aspergillaceae. Gene Ontology annotation, molecular function: L-amino acid transmembrane transporter activity. Bases 1 to 1626 code for a protein of 541 amino acids. The transcript is spliced from 4 exons. Gene Ontology annotation, biological process: amino acid transmembrane transport. Gene Ontology annotation, cellular component: membrane.
AUGGCCACUAAUGUUGAGCCUCAAGAAGACAUUGAAAGGCCCCUACUCGCCGAUUCCCCAGAGCCAAGCUAUGAAACCGUAGCCGCGCCACCCACGGACACGUCGGAUGCAGCGCCUCGCGCCACGUUUAGGCGAAAUCUUGGGGCCGUAGAAGCAUUUGGCAUCGUCAUCAGUAUUGUGAUCGGCAGUGGGGUCUUCACAUCUCCUGGUGCGAUCGAUACGAAUGUUCCAUCACCCGGCGCGGCUCUCAUUGUGUGGCUUGUGGGAGGGCUGCUGGCGUGGACGGGGGCGACCACCAUGGCCGAACUGGGCACAGCAAUUUCCGGUGAAGGGGGUGUCCAGCCGUAUCUGCAGUAUGCCUUUGGCGAUAUUCUGGGCUUCCUCGCCGCAUGGACCUGGAUCAUCGCGGUGAUGCCCGCCACGCUCGCUAUCCUCAGCAUUGUUUUUAUUGAAAGUAUAUACUCUGCUGCUGGGAUAACUAACCAGGCGUCGUCGAUACAACACAAGCUUCUCUCGAUUCUGGUGUUGAUCGCGAUCGGGGUGGCCAACUCGAUCAGUACAAAAGUGAGCACACGGUUGAGUAGUUUCUUCGUGACGACAAAGUUUGUUACGAUCACUGGCAUCGUAGUUGCAGGCCUUCUCGUAGUGAUUGUUCACUUGACAAGCACACACUGGGAUGGACCAGCAACGGAUUGGUACACCAAGUCGUGGUUUGGGUACCGUGACACCUUGAGUCCGGAUGGAAAAGAGAUCCAUUGGACCGACCUGGCUGGAUGGGAAAUGCUCGGACACUAUUCAGCUGCCUUAUAUGGUGCACUGUGGGCUUACUCGGGCUGGGACAAAGUAGCAGAGUUGUCCGCACCGGCCACCCAGCUUCCCCUCGCCAUUAAUGCUGCGGUGCCCAUUGUCAUUCUUUGCUUCAUCGCAGCUAAUACAGCGUACUAUAUUCUUCUUCCGUGGAGUGUAGUGUCAACAACAGACAGCGUUGCCGUGACUGCAAUUACCCAUCUCUUAGGUCCUAUCGCGGGCAUUAUCGCAGCAGUCCUGAUCUGUCUGGUGGUAGCUGGGUCCUUACUGGGAAAUUCAUUCGUCGCCGGCCGCAUGAUCGUCGCAGCAUCUAAUUCGAACUGGCUGCCCAAAUUUCUAGGAAUUCUCGGACAAUUAGGGGUUCCAUCUGCUGAGAAUCGUGCGUCUGCGCAUCCGUCCGAUUUAGAUACCUUGAGCAGUAAAUCAGACGCACCGAUCAAUGCGAUCGUCUUGUCUACCGCGCUUCCUAUCUUCUACAUUCUGUUCGGAGACUUUCGGGCCCUUCUAACCUUUAAUGGUCUGGGGGAGUACACGUUCUUCUUGUUGACUGUCCUCGGAGCGAUUAUCUUGCGACUUCGGGAACCAGAUCUGCGCCGCCCUUACAAGCCCUCUAUUAUUAUUCCUAUUACCUUUGCCAUCGUUAGUGGAUUUGUGGUGGUCCGAGGGGCGAUUUUUGCCCCUGUACAAGCUUUAGUUCUGCUCUCACUGUGGAUCAUCGGAGUAGGAUAUUACGAGGUCCGGAGAAGAUCGACAGUGAGUCGAAAUGCACGAAACGCGACAUCUGGAGAUGUGUAUACAGUCAGGAGGCACAGCGAUUAGGUUUCAUUGCCAUUUAGGACGUCUACAUGAUAAGCUACAACACAGCUAUGCGUUUCCUAUGUAAACCUACAGAACGUUACGGUUCAAAAUUUUGAGUGAUAGGUCAACAUCAAGGGCUCAAUUGCCUAGUAGUACAGAAACAGCCCCGAUCAGCUAUGGGAAUUCUAGCCACGUUGAAAAACAACAGCCUUAUCAAGAACAAAUAGGGCUGGAAUUCGGCGGAGACACCGAGUUGGUAGGAUUCGUCUGCGAGCAGCCAGCGACAAGUCCUCCCGCGGUAUCGUCAACGGCUGCAUUGUAAGCAUCACCGCAGUUUGGAUCACUGCCAAUGUUGCAUGGUUAGCAUCAGGCGUAGGCUUAGCUAAAAUGUCACCAUGGGUUUAACUUGCCUGGCACCUCCACUAGCAUUUUCGAAAUAUGAGCAGAUGUCAUGAGAGAAGCAGUCCUGUGUGUAUACGUUCCCUAGCGCGGUGCCGGUGCAACCUGCACCACAAC